AUGGCAACUGACACUUGUUAUACUAUCAUUCACCAGGAUGACAGUUCAGAUCAACCUUCCCUGCAGGAGCUCAAAACGGCUCUCGAAAAGGGUUCUGAGGAGGCCAAAAUUGAGACCAUGAAAAAAAUUUUAGUCACAAUGCUUAAUGGAGAGCCACUUCCACAAAUUUUAAUGCAUGUUAUUCGUUUUGUAAUGCCUUCAAAAAGUAAAAUUUUAAAGAAAUUGCUUCAUUUUUACUGGGAAAUUUGCCCCAAAACAAAUUCUGAUGGAAAAUUAAAACAAGAAAUGAUUUUGGUUUGUAAUUCUUUGAGGAAUGAUUUGCAACAUCCAAACGAAUAUAUAAGAGGUGCAACACUUCGAUUCCUCUGUAAAUUGCGUGAACCAGAAUUAUUAGAGCCCUUGCUGCCAUCUUGUCGAUCAUGUUUGGAACAUCGACAUGCUUAUGUUAGAAAAAAUGCAGUGUUUGCGAUUUAUACAAUAUAUAAGCAUUUUGAAUAUCUCAUUCCUGACGCUCCAGAAUUAAUUCAAAGUUUUUUAGCAGCUGAAGCCGAUCAAACCUGUAAACGUAACGCUUUCGUUAUGCUUUGCAAUACCAAUCAAGCCCGUGCCGUAGAAUACCUUAAUGACGUUUUCGAUCAAGUACCCAAUUUUGAUGAAUUAUUGCAGUUAUCUGUAAUCGAAUUGAUCAGGAAGGAUUGCAGAAACAACAGCACCAACAGGGGAAAAUAUAUCAGGUGUAUCUUUGACUUGUUGAAUGCGGCGUCUCAUUCCGUCAAGUACGAGGCCGCGACUUCAUUAAUGGCAUUGACCCAUGCACCCGCCGCUGUUAAAGCUGCCGCUUCUUGUUAUAUCGAACUUAUUAUCAAAGAGUCAGAUAAUAAUGUUAAACUAAUUGUUUUGGAUCGCUUGGAUGAAUUACGUGAAAAGCACGAUCAAACCUUGGACGAUUUAGUAUUGGAUAUUCUUCGUGUCUUAACUAGCCCGGACAUUGAAGUUAGACGCAAAGCAUUACGUAUUGCUUUAGAAUUAGUUACAAGUAGAAACGUUCAAGAGGUUGUGGUGUUCUUGAAAAAAGAACUCAGUAAGACUCUUGAUCAAGAUUAUGAAAAGAAUAACGAAUACAGGCAACUAUUGAUCCAGUCAAUUCACGGCUGCGCUAUUAAAUUUUCUGAAGUUGCAGCAAAUGUAGUUCAUGUGCUUAUGGAAUUCUUAGGAGACUCUAGUAAUCCAGCAGCCGUAGACGUCAUCGCUGAGGUAGUUGAAAAAUUUCCGAAUUUGCGAUCAUCCAUUACAGAAAAAUUGCUUGAAACUUUCAUGGAUGUUAAAUCGGGCAAAGUGUUUAGAGGUGCUCUUUGGAUCGUUGGGGAAUAUUGUUCUACCUGUAAAGAUAUUGAAGAGGCGUGGAAACAAAUCAGAGCUGGACUUGGAGAAAUACCAAUAUUAGCUUCUGAACAGCGAUUGCUUGAAGAAGCAGAAAAGGAAAAUAAAGUUGAAGAACUUAAUCCGGAAAAUAAAACAACUAUCACUUCUUCGUCGCGACGCGUUCUUGCCGAUGGCACUUAUGCCACCGAGACUGCUUUUUCGUCAAAUUCAUCAACUCUUGCGAAGCUUGAGGCAAUUAAGGCGGCCGUUAAGCCUCCACUUAGAUCAUUAUUAUUAAGUGGAGAUUUCUAUCUUGGUUCUGUCCUUGCAUCUACACUAACUAAAUUGGUCCUACGUUAUGCUGGAGUUUCGACUGAUCCCAAAAAAACUAAUGCAUUACGUGCAGAGGCAAUGCUUAUAAUGACUAGCGUAAUUCGUGUUGGUCAAUCCCAAUUUGCUUCAAAUCCAAUUGAUGAAGAUUCUUACGAUAGGAUAAUGUCAUGUCUUCAUAUUUUGGAACAAUUUUCAACUGAUAACUUUAUAAAAAAUGUGUUUUUACACGAUACCAGGGUAGCUUUCGCAAGAAUUGUUGAAGCUGAAGAGAAACGCACAGCAGCUAAAAAAGCUAAAGACAAGUCGGCUGUAGCAGUUCAAGUUGAUGAUCUUAUUACAUUUAGGCAAUUCUCAAAACGAAAUAUGGGUGAUGAGGCAGAUGAGUAUGAAUUAGAUCUGACUCGUGCGACUGGUCAAUCCGAUUCACGUGAUGAUUUAAUUUCGAAACUUAGUCGCGUAAUCCAACUUACCGGAUUUUCCGAUCCCGUAUAUGCAGAAGCCUAUGUUAACGUUCAUCAAUAUGAUAUUCUCUUGGAUGUAUUAAUUGUUAAUCAAACAAGCGAAACACUCCAGAACUUAUCAAUAGAAUUCGCCACUUUGGGCGAUUUAAAAUUGGUUGAGAGACCUACACAUCAUAAUCUUGCACCUCACAGUUUUCAUAGUGUGAAAGCCACAAUUAAAGUUUCAUCCACGGAAACAGGUGUAAUUUUUGGUAACAUUGUUUAUGAUGGACCUGGAACUUCGGAGAGUAAUUGCGUGGUACUUAAUGAUAUCCAUAUUGAUAUUAUGGAUUAUAUAAAUCCAGCAUACUGUAAUGAAACUCAGUUCCGUAGUAUGUGGACAGAAUUUGAAUGGGAGAAUAAAGUUAAUGUUAAUACUAAUAUCACAGAUCUAAGAGAAUAUCUUGGACAUAUUAUGAAAUCGACAAAUAUGAGUUGUUUAACCCCAGAAGCUGCAUUAUCGGGAGAUUGCGGUUUUCUCUCUGCUAACAUGUAUGCAAGGAGUAUUUUUGGCGAAGAUGCUUUAGCUAAUCUUAGUAUCGAAAAACAAGCUGAUGGAACCAUUACCGGUCACGUUAGAAUUCGAAGUAAGACACAGGGUAUUGCGCUAAGUCUUGGUGAUAAAAUCACAUUAG
This is a messenger RNA of Funneliformis caledonium, 2830 nucleotides long. NCBI's taxonomy places the organism in Eukaryota, Fungi, Glomeromycota, Glomeromycetes, Glomerales, Glomeraceae. The record is from the annotation of a GenBank genome assembly.